AUCCCGAGGCGGUGACUCCAACUGACCCCAGUCGGGCCGAACAACAUCAUAUCAUCAUUUCCAGCCCAUCCAUCCAUCUUACUCCACCUCGUGGACCAGCAACAAAGACAUACCCCAGAAUGGGCCUGAUUCCACCCUGAUAUCAACAACCACACGACCAUUCCAUCGAGUGAUCUCCAUGUACUCCCUACGUACCCUACGAUGCCGGUGUCUCCUUUCCCCUCGUCUCCCACUCCGGCUGGGCCGAAUCGACCACGCGGACGCUCUUCGAUCGUCGAUACGCAUACACAACUAGACGAUACUAGUCCGUAUGGGUUAAACGGUUAUAAUGCAGAUACUAGUAUGAUGGACACGGAGAAUUAUCGCAACGGUGUGAGUGUCUCACCGCGAACGGACACGGCCACUGCGAUCGGAUCACCACCCCGACCGGACCGAAACCCGGCCAUCGUGGAUGCCAACAACAACCACCACCGCGAAGCGGAGGCUGGGAAGCCCACAGAACGGCAGCGGGGCAGAUCCGCUUUGGUGGAGACGGAAAAUAAUAGGAGACGGAGUAAUGGGAACACGCGAGCAGGCGCGGAUAAGAAGGAUAAGGCAGACAGAAACGGUCUGGGUCUGGCCUUGGAUGAUACGUCCGAGGCCGAAAAUCCAGCACAAGAUCCUCAACGGGGAAUGGAGAACGGGGGAGAUAAAAAUCUACGAGAUGAUGGGUCCGAUGGAUUUCCCAGCCGACGCGUUUUGUCCAACGGAGCACGAAAAGGCGGUCAGUUGUCGCUAUCGUCAGACCAGGGCUUAGGGGUUGUUCUAGAGCACACGCAGGACGGCCGCCAUAAUAGUAAUAAUAAUGCUCACCGGACGUCGGUCGUGGAUGCUGUGGAAGAUUCCGAUAUUGCUGCUGCGUUGACUGGGCUGUCUGGUGAUACGUCGCCACCGAGGAAUCCCAACCACGAUAAGGAGCGGGAGAGAGUGUUGAAGCUAUCUCCGGCGAAGAUGCAAGAGCUGACAUCGUCGCCUCAUUCGAUCCCGUACCGUGCUGCGCCUUCAGAGUCGGAUCACAGUCGCAGAGUUGUAUCAGAUAAUAUGUACACGGCGUCUUCUCGCUCCGGAUCAUCGGACGGGGCCGUGCAGCCGUUGGGCGAGAUGAAAAUCCCCCCGGAGGUUGUUGCGAAGCUCCGCGCCAGCAGAGAUGCCCAGACAGAUAGUGCCCCUGAGUUUACGACCCCGGUGUCGUCGAAGCAGACAUCAUCGUCGAUUCGAAGUCGGCCUCAUGCGUCACGAACCGUCUCCACCCCCGGCUCGUCACGGCGCCAGAUGCCCUCUCUCAACAGCGAACGUUUGGCCCAGACAUGGGCCUCGCGGUCCAGACAGGAUCGCCCGUCUGUAGGCAAUCCGGAGCCCGAGCAAAAGAAAAAUCUUAACCCGUCGCCGCAUAUUACUGAACCGGCUCUGCCGUCGCCUAUGCCGUCGUCGAUUCCUCUGCCUCCCCUGUCGGUGCCUACGUAUCUGCAACUAGAGCUGGCGUCUGGGCAUCCAUCUCCGCUGUACAUACACCGCUCCGCCACGACUGAUUUCCCCUAUGAGUCGUCUCGGGUGAAGCUCGAGCGGCUGAUGAACUUUCUGAGGCUUCCUCCGGCGUUAGAGCAGGUUCUUUGGUUUGGUACUUUUGCGUGUCUAGAUGCGUGGCUGUAUUCUUUUACGAUACUGCCUCUUCGGUUUAUCAAGGCGCUGUAUAUCUUGCUGGAAUCAUGGGUGGUCAACCUUGGCUUUGAGUUCCAGUUCAUCUCGCGGUUUAUCAUCAAAGGCGUCGGACGGGUAUGGCGGAGAAGGACGAAGGUAUCUGCGGAUGUCAAUGCUAGUACAGAUUCUGAGACAUGGUCUCGAGCAGCAACGUCUGGGAAACCAGAGGCUGUGGAGCGAGAAGUCAGAAACAAAGCUGCGACGGAAUCAAGACGACGACAUCGGUCUGAUACAUACAUGAACAGGCAUCAGCAUCGUCGACAAAAGUCUAUUCCUUCUGCACUGCUUCCGGAUGAUAAGGCGGAUAUUCUUAAAGGGCUGCUUAUGAUUGCAACAUGUUGCGUGCUGAUGCGAUUUGAUGCGAGUCGGAUGUACCACUGGAUCCGAGGACAAGCGGCCAUCAAGCUGUACGUGAUUUACAACGUACUAGAGGUCAGUGACCGGUUGUUCGCGGCGAUUGGACAGGAUGUGCUUGAGUGUUUGUUCUCACGAGAGGCUUUGGAGCGUAGACCGGAUGGACGCAGCAAGGUCUUCCGGCCAUUUUGGCUCUUUCUGCUGGCUUUGGCCUAUACAGUGAUUCAUGCCACGGCGCUCUUCUACCAAGUGAUGACGCUGAACGUGGCAGUCAACUCGUACUCCAACGCAUUGAUCACUUUGCUGCUUUCUAACCAAUUCGUGGAGAUCAAGUCCACUGUUUUCAAGAAAUUCGAAAAAGAAAACCUCUUCCAACUGACCUGUGCGGAUGUGGUGGAACGAUUCCAGCUCUGGCUCAUGCUCACAAUCAUUGCCUCUCGCAACAUUGUCGAGACGGGUGCUUUUAACUUUUUUGGCACUCUGGGGCUGGGGUCAACACUUGGUGGAUUUUCGUCGACCAGUACUAACAGCACGCCUUUGUCGACUCCUCCGCGGACAUCUUCGUCGAUUCUUCCGCAGUCGUUUACCAUUUUCCCAUCAUCACUUAUCUCGUCUUUUAGCAAGGUGAAUGGUUUUCUGCCGACUCUUGCUCAAGUGCUGGGCCCGUUCCUGGUUGUGCUGGGAUCGGAGAUGCUCGUGGACUGGCUGAAGCACGCGUAUAUCAACAAGUUCAACAAUACCCGGCCAGCCAUGUACGGGCGGUUCCUCGAUGUUCUGGCCAAAGAUUAUUAUACCAAUGCCUUUGGGGAUCAGAAUCUGACCCGCCGACUGGGUCUUCCUGUGAUUCCUUUGUCGUGUCUAUUCUUCCGAGUGUCGGUGCAGACAUAUCAGAUGUUCCUUGCGGCGUUGCUCCCGCAGCAUCCGUCGUCGACAGCAGUCGAGGCAACUUCUUUAUCGUCGAUUCAUAGCCAUUAUGUCCCAUCGCCGAUGCCAUCGGCGCCACCUCUGACUCUUCGAACCAUCAUUCCGUCGUCGGCAGCUCAUGUCAGUGCAUUUUUCCGCAGCGUCCUCGCCAACGCCAUGCCGACCCCAGCUCAGUCCGUGUACAUUUUCACCGUGGUGCUCAUCCUGACGGUGUUUAUUGUGCUGCUGAUCAUGAAGCUUCUUCUGGGCAUGGGGCUUCUGGCGUAUUCCCGCUCACGCUACAAGUCGAUGAAAGGCGUCGAGCUGGACAAUCCAUCUAGUAACGGUGCAGCUGAGCCUAUCACUCGGGGACGAGAGUAUGUGGUCGAGGGGAGCCGUCGAGUAGGAGGCUGGGGAGUCGUCGAGGUGAACGACGACAAGCGACGAUGGAUCUACGCCGAUGAUCCAGAUGGACUACGGCGACUGAAGACGAGAGAGGAAAAGGACAAGAACUCCAAAGACGAACCGUUGAAUAUGGACCACGUCCAACGGUAUGAAAUGGUGGCCAAGCGAAUUUGGUGAUAGACUCGAUGUAUUGUAUUAUAAUGUCACAUCCUCAAUGUACAAUCUUACAAUAGAAUACCUGGACUCAAUUCACUCCAGCAACGGCCUCCUCCCAACAACCACCUGCAAAUUCACCACCGGC
Aspergillus wentii DTO 134E9 is the source of this 3700-nucleotide messenger RNA. RefSeq lists its product as uncharacterized. The record is from RefSeq and is a predicted model, not a curated record. Lineage: Eukaryota; Fungi; Ascomycota; Eurotiomycetes; Eurotiales; Aspergillaceae. Gene Ontology annotation, biological process: maintenance of protein localization in endoplasmic reticulum. Gene Ontology annotation, cellular component: endoplasmic reticulum membrane. The coding region runs from base 202 to 3576 and encodes 1124 amino acids. The transcript has a single exon.